AUGAAGAUAGAGAAGACGAAAGAUGAAUAUGAAGAUAGAGACCAAACCCAAACUGGCGACUUGGGGUGGAUUGGGAGUUUAACCAAAUUGAGCAAGCUGCUCGUCUGCUUUACAAAUGUUCGCGCGCCAACUACAGAGUUGGGUUCCCUUUCUCUGCUGAAAGAACUUACUCUACAGGGACAAGACUUGCCAACUUUCAAACACCUCCCGUCAAAUUUGAUAGUUUUAAAGCUCUACGAAACUGGAGGGAAACAAGUACACCUCGAUGGGCUUCCUCCAUCGGAAAAGGAGACUCCAUUCCUUCCAACAAGUUUGGGAAAAUCGAAAGAAAACAAGGUGUCCGAGCAACUUGAUGUUCAAUCUCUCGAUGUCUUAGAAUCGUCAGAAAGAUCACGUAUUCAGGACCGCAGAUCUUCCGAGAGUUUGGUUUGUCAGCCGGAGGAGCCGGGGUGCAAUGGACUACAAGCUCCCGAGUUGAUUGAUCAUUGGAGGGGAGUGAUACUUUUCCCAAGCUCCCAAAAGACGCUUGUACAAUUUAUUUUGUCAGGGUUCCACGAGGUACAGGAUAUUCAAUUUGUUACUCCGUUCGAAUCAUUGGAAGAAAUGUAUGUAAAAAAGUGCUUUUCGUUAAAAAGCUUAGGCGGUUUGUCAAACUCGAAGAACUUGAAGUGGUUAAAGAUUCACCGGUGCCCGAGCCUGCAGGUUGUCGAGGGCAUUGAUGAAUUAGAGUUCUUGCAGUGGUUGAAUAUUGAUAACUGCAAAUCAGUGGGAAGGAUUCUUGAUCCAUCAAGCUCAAAAAUACCAGAUAAUUGCAGGAUACUCAUAAUAGGUAGCAGGGAGUUACCCGACUGUCGUACUAACGGUGGUUGCUAUAGUUACAACUGGAAGUCUUACAGAAAGAAGAUUCUGAAUGGAGCAGAGCAAGCGUGGAACUCUGAAACUGAAACAGUGGACUCUGAAACAGAAACAGGGGAUUCUCUGCAGAAAACGAAUCAGGAAAAUAAAGAGAAGGAAAAGGAAGAGAAGACAGAGUAGGCAAAACAACAAGGAAGAAGAAAGAGGAGAGAACUUCAAAAAAAAAAA
Messenger RNA from Eucalyptus grandis, 1083 nucleotides. RefSeq lists its product as uncharacterized. The record is from RefSeq and is a predicted model, not a curated record. The transcript is spliced from 2 exons. NCBI's taxonomy places the organism in Eukaryota, Viridiplantae, Streptophyta, Magnoliopsida, Myrtales, Myrtaceae. Bases 1 to 1035 code for a protein of 344 amino acids.